AUGGAUCCUUUCUCUAUACAGGCUGACAGCCUCGAUCGUACUUCAAUGGGCGAUCCAUCGAUUCAGAAUCCAGCAGUUAUCGAUUCUCCUAUCGACCCUAUUGAAUCCUUAGUAGAAGCGCAACUUCAAGCUGAGAUUAACGCGAUUUUGUAUCAUAUUCCAACGCCACACAAAAACCUCACUCCAACCUCAGACUCAUUCUUCUACCGAGAUAUUCUUGAUAAUUCCUCAGUCGCUAGCUCCGACGCCAACGAUAUCGAGGUCAGCUCUUCGAACGAUGCUUCAAGUCGAAAAGUAAGCUACGUUCGCGAUGAUGGGAUCCCGAUCAGUAGUAAUGGCAAGGCCUCUGUUAUUGCCCAUCAGGUGGAUGAACAUAUCCUACUCCCAGGGUAUCCUAAAACCAACGAUCGUGGUAUCUUGCAUAUUAUUCACACACCAAAGAAUCCCUUAGCAGGAAAAGGACAGCCACAACGUCCGAGGUAA
Molecule: messenger RNA, 483 nt
Organism: Penicillium soppii
Lineage: Eukaryota; Fungi; Ascomycota; Eurotiomycetes; Eurotiales; Aspergillaceae
Exons: 2
Coding region: 1-483 (160 amino acids)
Source: RefSeq, a predicted model, not a curated record